Molecule: messenger RNA, 297 nt
Organism: Rhizophagus irregularis DAOM 181602=DAOM 197198
Lineage: Eukaryota; Fungi; Glomeromycota; Glomeromycetes; Glomerales; Glomeraceae
Source: RefSeq, a predicted model, not a curated record
AUUUAUAAGGAAUUUGGAUCCUGGUGUCGGUGAAAAAAUGUUGUACGAUACGUUCAGUCGCUUUCGGUGUUAUCGUACAGACUCUCAAGAUCCCGAUACUGGUAGUGGUAAAGGGUAUGGGUUUAGUUCAUAUGAUAAUUUCGAUUCUUCAGAUGCGGCAAUUGAUGCAAUGAACGGACAAUAUCUGAUGAAUAAAUCAAUUACUGUAUCAUUCAUACGGAUGGUAAAGGCGAAAGAUAUGGAAGUGCAGUAGGUUCUUCCGAAUUAAAUGUAUUACUUUCAAUACACUAGUUGAAA